Messenger RNA from Papilio polytes (common Mormon), 8524 nucleotides. RefSeq names its product neurofibromin (gene Nf1). NCBI's taxonomy places the organism in Eukaryota, Metazoa, Arthropoda, Insecta, Lepidoptera, Papilionidae. The record is from RefSeq and is a predicted model, not a curated record. The coding region runs from base 92 to 8512 and encodes 2806 amino acids. The transcript has 66 exons. Gene Ontology annotation, biological process: regulation of GTPase activity.
ACUACGGAAAUCGAAGGACGAAAAUGGAAUCGCGCAAAAUACUUGUUGUUUAUAAUUUAUUUAAUUGAAAAACAUAUACUAUUUCUACGAAAUGGGUACGCAAAAACCUGGAGAAUGGGCAAAUUCACUGAUAGCACGAUUCGAAGAGCAGCUUCCUUACAAGACUGGGGCUCAAAACCUUCAUUCUCGAAUCAAUGAAGAACAAUGUAAGGCUUGCUUGGUACAGAUAAGUCGAAAUCGAUUCUCUCUGGUCAUAGCUGGACUUACAAAGAUAUUACAAAGAGUCAAUGAAUUGUAUCAGCCAACAAUAUCAACUUGUGUGAACCGGCCACAGACAGAGCUGGAGAAAGGCUACCAUGACAGUCUUGUAAUUGUUCUGGAUACAUUAGAAAUCUGCCUUAGUUCACAACCUAAGGAUACAACGAAAUAUGAUGAAGCUAUGAAUGUUAAAAUACUGCUAAGGGAGGUCUGCCAAUUUAUUGAUAUGAGGAAUGAAAGUAAUAUCAGCAACACAUUGUUGAGGCAGCUAUCCAGUAAAGUGCUCUUUGCCUUGAGUCUAAACUUUUUUAGUGCUGUCUUCAAUAGAAUUAGUGCCCGGUUACAGGAGUUGGCAUCUAGUUCAGAAGAAAACCCUGAUUACACAGAUAUAGAAUUAAUACAAUACAUAAAUGUGGACAUAUUGAGGCUUAUAAAACUGUUAACAGAAUCCAUACAGAAAUUUAAAUUACUAAGAAAAUCCGCACACAUAGUGCUGGUUUCCUCCCUUGAAAAGGCCAUAUGGAAUUGGAUGGACACCUAUCCACAGGAGUUUGCGGAAGUGCAGUGCCGGCCUAACGAGGAGCUGAGCAAGUGCUGCGACACGCUGUUCGACCUUCUACAGGACUGCUUCUCUGAUAACAAGAAGUCGCGCGUCGCCAUGUGGCCGCUGCAGAUCAUGCUGCUACUCUUGAACCCUAAAGUUCUAGAAGAAAUAGUGAACGCAGACAGUGGCGCCCCCUGCAGUCCGCGACACACAAAGAAGAAACAUUUUAUAGAUUCUGUUAAAAGAGGACUUAGUCCACAGAACAAUUCUAAGCAAAUGACGGAAGCGGCGGUGGUGACUUGCGUCAAACUAUGCAAAGCCUCCACAUAUUUGAAUAUUGCUGACUCAGGAAAUGUCACUUUUAUACUUGUCAAGUCUGUUAUCAAUGAUCUCAAGUCACUUUUAUUCAAUCCAUCGAAGUCAUAUAUUCGUGGGAACUUAAUAUCCGGGUAUUCUGAACUGGAUCUGAUGACGGAUUGCUUCGUGUCCUUAUUCCGUAUAAUGCCGCACAACAACGACGCACUCAAAGUCUGUCUUAAUCUAAACGCACAUAUAUCUUACCACUAUGUUAUAGUUAAUUCAUUACUCAGAAUCAUAAAACAGCCACGCCUGCCAUGGUGGCCGCAAAUAGAACUGCUCUAUCCGAGAGCUGCGGAACUGAGAGCGAUGUUCACGGAUACACUAAAUAAGGCCACACAAGGUUAUAUUGUACAUACUCCUCUUAGAAUGAUAUCAUUGUCUUUAAAAUCAAAGGAGGUUCAAUCGAAAUUCAACAAAUCAGAAGAAAUGCCUGCGUAUAGAAAUCUUUUAUUAUGUUUGGUGAAACUGAUACAUGCUGAUCCUAUGUUAUUGCUCAGUAACCCAGGACGUUCCGGUGUAGAAAUACAAUCAUCGACAACGGAGUUAAUAAACGGUUUAGUAUCGUUAGUCCAUCAUACUGGUAUGGGAGAGAUCUCACAGGAGGCUAUGGAUGCUCUACUAGCCCUGCACAGACCUGAUAGAGUCACCAUGUGGAACCCCGAAGCACCACUUAAUACUUUCUGGGAUAUUAGUUCGCAAGUUCUCUACAAUAUAAGUCAAAAGUUGAUCCAGCGUCAGAUCGGCAACUACCGUGAGGUGCUGCGUUGGCUGCGAGACGUACUUACUUGUCGCAAUGAGUUCCUGGCUAAACACAAGGACUACGCCAACGUCGGCUCACAGAUACCGAUAUGCAAACAAGCACAUAUCAAGCUAGAAGUGGUGUUCUUCAUGUGUCUGUGGUCAAUCGACACGGACGUGGUGUUGGUGGCGAUGUCGUGUUUCGCGCUGCUCUGCCAGGAGGCGGACAUCCGCUGCGGCUCCGACGAGAUCAGCACGCACUGCUUGCUGCCGAACUACGCCGUGUUCCAGGAGAUAGCGCAUACUUCCACUGUAUUAACUACUGCAGCCAGCCAGGAUAUGGGACGAGGUUGCUAUUAUAAAAAUAUCCACAGCUCAGCCGCUCUACAGAAGCGAAUAAUGGCAUUGCUGAGGAAGAUAGAACAUUGCGUGAACGGCGUACAGCCGGUUUGGGAGGAGACUUUUAGAUGUUGGGAUUCUCUAUGCAAGCUGCUACAGAAGUACCCUAAAGGUCAAAGCGAGCGGCCGGAGGAGCCCCCGGAGCCGCUGCACCGCGCCGUCGCCAAGCGCCGCGUAUCGCACCACACCAGCAGCGAACACGACUUUGAAAUGCAAAUUCAAGAAUGGGCUAAUAUAACAUCUUUUCUAUGCGCUUUGGGCGGAGUCUGCUUACAACGGCGACCUUCCACCGUAUGGUCACAUCUACAUGGUCUUGAUACGCGAAAAUACAAUGUCUUGGCAAACAGCUCUCAGGAGGUUCAAUACUGUCCCGUAACACAAUUUAUCGGUCAACUACUCCGCUUACUAUUGUGUAGUAAUGAACGAUUUGGUCAACAAAUACAAACUCAUGUGAAGGGACUGGUUGGUCACGAGAUGUCGCCCGCUUUGUAUCCUAUACUCUUUGAUCAAAUCAAAGCUAUUAUUGAUAAAUUCUUUGAUCAACAACAACAGGUAAUGCUGACUGAUAUUAACACACAGUUCGUAGAGCAUACGAUAUUUAUAAUGAAAAGUAUUUUAGACAACAAGAAGACAGGUCAACCGACGGAACAUUUGAGCACCACUUCUAUUGAAGGCCUCAUGCUGGCUAUAGUCAAAUACGUCCGCCAUCUAGAUAUGACAGUUCUAUCUGUGCAUAUAAAGACCAAGCUCUGUCAAGUUGUGGAAGCUAUGAUGAGCAGAAGAGACGACCUCGCCUUUAGACAGGAGAUGAAAUUCCGCAACAAGAUGGUGGAAUACGUCACAGACUGGGUACUUGGCACCAGUCAUCAGAUAUCACCGCCAUUACGACCAGAUGCCACUUCUAUAUCAAGAUACCUGGUAUGCUGUCGCGAGCUGGACCAGGCGUGUAUGGAGGCGGUGGCGGCGCUGCUGAAGGGUCUGCCGCUGCAGCCCGAGGAGUCCGACCGCGGAGACCUCAUGGAGGCCAAGAGCCAGCUAUUCCUCAAAUACUUCACAUUAUUCAUGAACUUACUGAACGAUUGUAACGAGGUGGAGAUGGCGGAGGGUCCCGGCAGGCUGGAGGCGCUGCGGAAUGCAACCAUACAAGCCAUGUCCAACUUGCUCAGUGCUAAUAUUGACUCCGGUCUCAUGCAUAGUAUUGACCUCGGGUACCACCGAGACCUGCAGACGCGCGCAGCCUUCAUGGAAGUGCUGACCAAGAUCCUGCAGCAGGGCACGGAGUUCGACACCCUCGCGGAGACCGUGCUCGCCGACCGCUUCGAACAGCUCGUGCAGCUCGUCACCAUGAUAUCUGAUAAGGGGGAGUUACCGAUAGCGAUGGCACUGGCUAAUGUAGUAAGCAAUUCACAAAUGGACGAGUUAGCGCGCGUCUUCGUCACAUUGUUUGACGCCAAACAUCUGCUCGCGCCGUUACUAUGGAAUAUAUUCUAUAGAGAAGUCGAGGUAACGGAUUGCAUGCAGACAUUAUUCCGUGGAAACUCUCUAGGCAGCAAGAUAAUGGCGUAUUGCUUCAAGAUAUACGGCUACGGAUAUCUACAGUCUCUGUUGGAGCCACUCAUAUCGACUUUACUUGACCAAGCAGAUGAACAGCCAGAAUUAAGUUUUGAAGUCGAUACUGCAAGACUUGACCCCAGUCAAGACAUUGAGGUCAACCGCUCCAACUUGAUAGAGUUGACAAAAGAGGUUUUCGACCGUAUCGUCAAUUCCGCGGACAAAUUCCCGCCUCAACUGCGCAGCAUGUGUCACUGCCUUUAUCAGGUUCUGAGCAAACGUUUUGCUCAAUUCCCACAAACAAGUGUUGGUGCAGUGGGAACAGUUUUGUUUUUGAGAUUCAUCAAUCCUGCUAUUGUAUCGCCGCAAGAAAUGGGUAUCGUAAGUCGUCCUGUGCCGUCGCAAGUGAAGCGCGGUUUGAUGUUAAUGUCCAAGAUCCUGCAGAACAUCGCGAACCACGUUGAAUUCUCAAAGGAACAACACAUGCUGCCAUUUAAUGAUUUCCUACGAGCUCACUUUGAAUCAGGAAGGAAGUUUUUCAUCCAGAUAGCAUCAGACUGCGAGAGUAUAGAUCAGACAUCGCACAAUCUGUCGUUCAUAAGCGACGCUAACGUUGUCGCGUUACAUCGUUUGCUGUGGAACCAUCAGGAGAGGAUCGGCGACUAUCUGUCCUGUAGUAGGGACCAUAAGGCGGUCGGCAGACGGCCCUUCGAUAAGAUGGCAACACUUCUCGCCUACUUAGGUCCACCGGAGCAUAAACCUGUUGAAUCAACGUCAGGUCUUCUGUUCUCGUCGUAUGCCCGGUGGUCAUCAAUAGACAUGUCUUCGACGAACUUCGAAGAGUUUAUAGUGAAACAUAAUAUGCAUGAGAAGGAAGAAUUCAAGAGUAUAAAGAGUUUGAAUAUCUUCUACCAAGCCGGUACAAGCAAGAUUGGGAAUCCCGUGUUUUAUUUUAUAUCCAGACGAUAUAAGAUAGGGGAAGUAAAUGCGGACCUGCUGAUCUACCACGUCAUACUGACGCUAAAGCCCUUCUGUCAGCAACCCUUUGAGCUGAUUGUUGAUUUCACGCAUACCAAUUCUGACAACAGGUUCAGAACGGAUUUCCUGCAGAAGUGGUUCAGCGUGCUGCCGGAAGUGGCGUAUAUCAAUAUCCACGCGUGCUACAUCUACAACUGCAACGGCUGGGUGCGCGAGUACACCAAGUUCCAUGAGGCGAUACUAGCGCCGUUGCGGGGAAACCGUAAACUAAUAUUCAUAGACAACCACACACGAUUGACCGAUUUCGUGGAUAUUGAACAGCAGAAAUUGCCCGGCGCCACUCUCGCUUUAGAAGAAGACCUUAAAGUUUUCAAUAAUGCGUUGAAACUUUCGCAUAAAGAUACCAAAGUCGCCAUAAAGGUUGGACCUACUGCCCUACAAAUAACAUCAGUUGAAAAGACAAAGGUACUAGGCCUGCCGGUACUACUUAAUGAUGUAUACUACGCUUCCGAGAUAGAUGAGGUUUGUUUGGUGGAUGACAAUCAAUUUUCCUUGUCAAUAGUAAACGAAUCGACACCUCUCAGCUUCAUACACAAUGAUUGUGAUAAUAUCGUCCAAUCUAUUAUACAUAUACGAAACCGUUGGGAACUCAGUCAGCCGCAAGACUCAGUGACAGUACACCAGAAGAUACGUCCCAAAGACGUGCCGGGGACGUUACUGAACAUGGCGCUGCUCAACCUCGGCUCCUGCGACCCCAACCUGCGCACCGCCGCAUACAACCAGCUGUGCGCGCUCACCGCCACAUUCCACCUCAAAAUAGAAGGACAACUGCUAGAAACAUCUGGUCUAUGCAUUCCAUCGAAUAAUACAAUUUUCAUAAAAUCAGUAAGUGAAAAAUUGGCUCACAAUGAACCGCAUCUUACUCUUGAAUUUUUGGAAGAGUGUAUUCAGGGUUUCCGAGGAUCUACAAUAGAACUAAAACAUUUAUGCUUGGAAUAUAUGACUCCAUGGUUAGCUAAUUUAGUUAGAUUCUGCAAGCCGUCUGACGAAUCCAGGCGACAAAAGCAAGUGGCACAAAUACUAGAGAAGUUAAUAACUCUUACUAUAGAAGAGACGGAGAUGUACCCUUCUGUGCAGGCCAAGAUCUGGGGCUCCAUUGGACAAGUACCCGAGCUCAUUGAUAUGGUACUGGAUAGCUUUAUACAGAGAAGUGUUAAUUCAGGUCUGGGUUCACCAAUGAUCGAGAUAAUGGCGGACACGGCGGUCGCGCUCGCCUCCGCCAACGUACAGCUCGUCUCUAAGAAGGUCAUCGGACGCAUGUGUCGGGCCCUAUCCAAACUGCCCAAUAAUAUUCUGGGUCCCGUUACCCCGGCCACUGUGGUGGAUAAAACUUGUCAUUCUCCGACAGCGAUGUUAGAACAGCACAUGAUGUGGGACGAUAUUGCUAUACUGGCUAGAUAUUUACUGAUGUUGUCGUUCAACAACUGCCUGGACGUGGCGCGACACCUGCCGUACCUGUUCCACACGGUGUCGUUCCUGGUGUGCUCGGGCACGGUGCCGAUGCGCGCCGCCACGCACGGCCUCGUCAUCAACAUCAUACACUCACUCUGCACAUGCAACACGCCCAGCUUCUCUGAGGAGACUCAGCGGUUACUUAUGAUGUCGUUGGACGAGUUCGCGCUGCCCAAGUUCUACCAGAUGUUCGGCAUCUCCAAGGUGAAGUCGGCCGCAGUCACCGCCUUCCGCAGCCCUUAUAACCGACACGGCGGAGACUGGUAUUCAGAACACUCGUACGGUCCGUGCACGGAGUCGUCGAGCGGCGGCACCAGCACGUCACUAGCGCCCUCCACCGCCUCGCACUCGCACUCGCACUCGCACUCGCAGUCGGACCGCGAGCGGCUGCCGCUGCAGUCGCUGGAGACCAUCACUGACGCCCUGCUCGAGAUCAUGGAGGCCUGCAUGCGGGACAUACCGCACUGCGACUGGCUCAACACAUGGACAUCGCUAGCUAAAAGUUUCGCUUUCUGCUUCAAUCCUGCCCUACAGCCUCGGGCUUUGAUUGUCUUCGGGUGUAUUAGUAAGAACGUAAGUGAUGACGAUAUGAAGCAGUUGCUGCGGAUCCUGGUGAAGGCGCUGGAGUCGUUCAACGACCUGGCGCUGCUGGAGGCCCUCAUCAUGUGCCUCACCAGGCUGCAGCCUCUACUGCAUCCGGAAUCACCAAUACACAAGGCGCUGUUCUGGGUAGCUCUGUCAGUACUGCAACUGGACGAGCCCACACUGUACGCGGCGGGACUCGCACUUAUGGAACAAAACCUACAUACAUUAGAUUCACAGGGUGUUUUCGAUGAUAAGACAUUGGAGCAAGUUAUGAUGGAAACCAGGGAACCUUUGGAAUGGCAUUUUAAACAAUUAGAUCAUGCUGUGGGCUUAAGUUUCCGUUCUAACUUCCACUUCGCGCUGGUGGGUCACCUGAUCAAGGGGUACCGGCACCCGCAGGCCGCGACGGUGUCGCGCACUUGCCGCGUGCUCGCCGCGCUGCUCGCCACCGCCGCACGCGAACGUAGAGACAAGUUCCACGUCGCACCGGAAACUGUUGCUUAUCUUACAGCUUUGGUGUGCGUGAGUGAGGAAGUCCGUUCCCGAUGUCACGUGAAGCACUCCCUUCCUAAAUGGCUGCCGGACAACUGCGACCAUUACUGCCCUACUGCUGAACAUCAUCAGUCGUCUCUCCUGAUCCAGCCGACGUCAUCGACGCACCCGUCAUGUCAGAGCCGCCGUCAGAAGUCGUGGGAUGUUCUCGACCAGGCCGCUCUGUCGUAUGCGCACGGUGGUAAGUCGCCGACUCUACAUCAGUCAAGUAGCGGCGGCCAUAGUCCUCAUAUGAUGACCAUAUCUCACCAGGACAGCGAAGGUCGCGCGCAUAGCGUGCAGCACGGCGUCGCGGGGGACGCGGCUAGGGAACACGGGGACGCCGACAGCGGGCUUGAUGGUGUGGAUGACGACGGCCGCGGCUCACCGGGCAGCACAGAUGAUACAACAGACAGGCCUUCUUCUACCAAAUCAGGAGACAGCGACUAUCCAGAAACUUCUACAAAGCAAGCAUCGACUGAUAAAGACACGACAAGUCCAGAAAGCAAUAGUCUGUUGGAUCCCUCCGUGCUCUCAGAUUUUACAACACAAGCGCUCGUUCUUACAGUCCUAGCAACGCUGGUCAAGUAUACUACAGAUGAAGACGAAAUAAGAAUUUUAUAUCAAUACCUAGCGGAAGGUUCUGUCGUAUUCCCGAAAGUAUUUCCAGUUAUUCACAGUCUACUGGAUAUGAAGAUCAACCACGUGUUGAUGCACUGCCACGACCAGGUCAUACUGAGCGCGGUGCAGAGCAUUAUACAGAAUAUGAUAGCGUCGGAGGACGCAAGCCAACAACAGCUGCAUUACAUGCAGAGUUGUGGUUUCGGAGGCUUGUGGCGAUUUGCCGGACCCUUUACUAAGAAUCAAUGUACAGCGGAAGGCAGCGAGUUGUUCGUGAACUGUCUCGAAGCGAUGGUGGAGACAUGCCUGCCCGGCGACGACAGCGUGCGGCCGCGCGCGCCGCCGCCGGACCCUGACCACCCUGACACCAACGACGUUAGAUACACUGGUGUACUACGACAGCCUACUAUAUACUGCUCUACACAAGAUACAUAGCAAAAGGCUAAA